CCUCAGGGCCUGGCACCUUCAAUGAACUUACUUCCCCAAGUCUUACAGAUGCUCAGGUGGACUCAGAGAGAUGGAUGGUUUCUAGCCUGCUUCCAAACCCCACCUCGGCUGAGUGUUGGGCGGCCCUCCUACACGAUCCUAUGACUCUUGAUAUGGACGCAGUCCUGUCAGACUUUGUUCGGUCCACGGGGGCAGAACCUGGUCUGGCCAGAGACCUGCUGGAAGGCAAAAACUGGGACCUCACGGCCGCUCUGAGUGACUAUGAGCAGCUCCGACAGGUGCACACAGCCAAUCUUCCACCUGUGUUCAACGAGGGCAGGUGCCCCAAACAGCCUGAGCGAGAGCCACCCCCGCCCGGGCACACAGCCGAGCGGCCCUGCCUGCCCAGGCAGGACGACAUCGCCCAAGAGAAGCGGCUCUCGCGGGGGAUCUCCCACGCCAGCUCGGCCAUCGUGUCCUUGGCGCGGUCCCACGUGGCGAGUGAGUGCAGCAGCGAGCAGUUCCCGCUGGAGAUGCCCAUCUACACGUUCCAGCUUCCGGACCUGAGUGUGUACAGCGAGGACUUCCGGAGCUUCGUGGAACGGGACUUGAUCGAACAGGCGACCAUGGUGGCCCUGGAGCAGGCGGGUCGCCUGAAUUGGUGGUCCACCGUGUGCACGAGCUGUAAACGGCUUCUUCCUUUGGCCACGACAGGGGACGGGAACUGCCUUUUACAUGCUGCCUCACUGGGAAUGUGGGGGUUUCACGACCGGGACCUGGUUUUACGGAAAGCUCUCUACACCAUGAUGAGGACGGGGGCCGAGAGGGAGGCCCUGAAGCGAAGGUGGAGGUGGCAGCAGACACAGCAGAACAAGGAGGAGGAGUGGGAGCGGGAAUGGACGGAGCUGCUGAAGCUGGCCUCCAGCGAGCCACGCACACACUUCAGCAAGAAUGGCGGCUCGGGUGGGGGCAUGGACAAUGCCGAAGACCCUGUGUACGAGAGUCUGGAGGAGUUCCACGUUUUCGUCCUUGCCCACAUAUUAAGGAGACCCAUCGUCGUCGUAGCGGAUACGAUGCUGAGGGACUCAGGUGGGGAAGCAUUCGCUCCAAUCCCCUUCGGAGGGAUUUACCUGCCUUUGGAGGUACCUCCCAACAGAUGCCACUGCUCACCUCUGGUUCUGGCCUACGACCAAGCUCAUUUCUCUGCCCUUGUGUCCAUGGAGCAGAGAGACCAGCAGAGAGAACAAGCCGUGAUCCCCCUGACCGAUUCGGAGCACAAGUUGCUGCCUCUGCACUUUGCGGUGGACCCAGGGAAGGACUGGGAGUGGGGGAAAGACGACAAUGAUAAUGCCCGGCUGGCCCACCUGAUCCUGUCACUGGAAGCCAAGUUAAACCUUCUGCACAGCUACAUGAAUGUGACGUGGAUCCGGAUCCCCUCGGAGACCAGGGCCCCUCUGGCGCAGCCGGAGUCCCCGACGGCCUCCGCGGGGGAAGACGUGCAGUCCCUGGCCGACUCGCUGGACUCGGACCGAGACUCCGUGUGCAGCAAUUCCAACAGCAAUAACGGCAAGAACGGCAAGGAGAAGGAGAAGGAGAAGCAGCGCAAGGACAAGGACAAGACCCGCGCGGACUCUGUGGCCAACAAGCUGGGCAGCUUCAGCAAAACACUGGGCAUCAAGCUGAAGAAGAAUAUGGGCGGCCUGGGCGGCCUGGUGCACGGCAAGAUGAGCCGCGCCAACUCCGCCAACGGCAAGCACGGCGACGCGCCCGAGCGCGGCAAGGAGAAGAAGGCCAAGGCGCGCAAGGGCAGCAAGGAGGAGUCGGGCGCCUCGGCCAGUACGUCGCCCUCGGAGAAGACCACGCCGUCGCCCACGGACAAGGCGGCGGGCGCGUCGCCGGCCGAUAAGGGCGGCGGGCCCCGCGGCGACGCCUGGAAGUACAGCACAGACGUGAAGCUGAGCCUCAACAUCCUGCGCGCCGCCAUGCAGGGCGAGCGCAAGUUCAUCUUCGCCGGCCUGCUGCUCACCAGCCACCGGCACCAGUUCCACGAGGAGAUGAUCGGUUACUACCUGACCAGCGCGCAGGAGGUCCCCGGCCGCAGCCCCCCGGCGCCGGGGCGCCAGAGCGUCAUUCACGUGCAGGCGGCAGGCGCGCGGGACGAGCCGUGUGUCCCAGCUGUGGGCGCACUGCGGCCGUGCGCCACGUACCCGCAGCAGAACCGCUCGCUGUCAUCACAGAGCUACAGUCCGGCGCGCGCCGCCGCCUUGCGCACAGUCAACACGGUAGAGUCGCUGGCGCGCGCCGUCCCAGGAGCCCUGCCCGGGGCGGCGGGCGCGGCGGAGCCCAAGUCGCAGACCUACACCAACGGCUUCGGCGCGGCGCGCGACGGCCUGGAGUUCGCCGACGCCGACGCGCCGGCGGCGCGCUCGAACGGUGAGGGCGGCCGGGGCGGCCCGGGUGCGGGCCCCGCGCAGAGGCGCUGCCAGCGCGAGAACUGCGCGUUCUACGGGCGCGCCGAGACCGAGCACUACUGCUCGUACUGCUACCGCGAGGAGCUGCGGCGGCGGCGCGAGGCGCGCGCGGUCCGGCCCUGAGCGCACGGCCCGGCCCUGCCGCCGGGCUGUCCUCUCCAAGUUGUCGGUGUCUCCUCUGCGCCCUGGUCCACCUGGAGGCCGGCGAUCCUCUGUCCGUGCUGUGUACGUGUUUGGUCAAACGUUCCUAAUGGUGCCUGAACCUACACUGACGCCACUCAGGUAGUAGACGGAUAGGAAACAAGUCAUACUGUUGGAAGUGGGUGUGCUAGCUAGCAUCUGCCUCGUACCUGUGGAAACUCAAUAGCCAUUGCAAGGGUAUUUUUGUUCCUCGAUAAGAGAAAUAAAGAAAUUUGCAGCCCUUUGUUUUUA
Odocoileus virginianus texanus is the source of this 2882-nucleotide messenger RNA. The record is from RefSeq and is a predicted model, not a curated record. NCBI's taxonomy places the organism in Eukaryota, Metazoa, Chordata, Mammalia, Artiodactyla, Cervidae.